UUGCCUAGGCUAGAAUGCAAUAACAUUGUCAUAGCUCAAUCUAAUCUUAAACUUCUGAGCUCAAGUGAUCCUCCUGCCUCAGCCUAUUUAGUAGCUUGGACUACAGCAACACCAAAGAAGCACCAAGAACGCACCUCAUUCACUCCUAAACAGCAGGAAGAGUUGGAAGCUCUGUUUGGUCAAACCAUGUUCCCAGAUAAAAAUCUCCAGAAGGAGCUAGCUUUGAAACUCAACCUACCGGAGUCAACAGUGAAGGUUUGGUUCAGGAACAGACGAUUCAAAUUGAAGAAGCAGCAGCAGCAGCAACAACAACAGCAGCAACAGCCAUCAUCAAAGCCACCACACCAGAUUCUUCCAACCAAGAAUAUGUCUACUUCACCCAGAAUGGCCACCAAUCCUUACUCUUCUUUGCCUGCAGUUCCAGAUUUUUACAGCUCUCUUUCACAUCAGCCCUUUGAUCAUGCCAACCAGGCAUGGGGCUCUACCUUCACUGAGAGUCCCACAAGUAAUUUCCAAAUGGAGGAUAUUCAGGAGGAGAACCUGGAGGCCUCCAUUCCUGCUUUGUUCUCUGAAGCUUAUGACAUAGACCAAGUCAUAGAAAUGUACAGUUUGCCUGAUGAGGACGAGACAUCUGCCUGUUCCUUCCAGUGUCUAUAUCAGUAUCUCACACCCACAAGGUCCCAGAGGACAGGGCUCCUAUGUCAGUCCCCUAGGCAAACCUGUGUGACAAACCAAGGUUUUGGAGACUACAGUCUAAGAGACAGCCUGGAGUUCCAAGAACACCACCAAAAUGAAAGGCAUUGA
Molecule: messenger RNA, 804 nt
Organism: Otolemur garnettii (small-eared galago)
Lineage: Eukaryota; Metazoa; Chordata; Mammalia; Primates; Galagidae
Gene: ARGFX
Product: arginine-fifty homeobox
Exons: 3
Biological process (GO): regulation of transcription by RNA polymerase II
Cellular component (GO): nucleus
Molecular function (GO): RNA polymerase II cis-regulatory region sequence-specific DNA binding; DNA-binding transcription factor activity, RNA polymerase II-specific
Source: RefSeq, a predicted model, not a curated record